CAACAACAUUUCAAAAUAUUAGCACACAAAAUAUUAAAGUUAGGGCUACUGUUUAGGGUUUAGGGGAUUAGUCUUUGGUUAUAGUGAUGGUUUCAGAAGGUCAGUGUUAGGGGACUACAGUCUAGGGUUUAGUGAGUAGGGUUUAGGAAUUAGAGAUUAAGGUUUAAGUGUUUAAGGAUGUGUUUUUAUGUUUUUAAGUCAGUGAGUUUUGACUCAUCCAGACGUGAGUGUGAGUGAGUGUGUGUGUGUAUGACUACAGCAUUGCUGUGAGACACACUUCCUCACAUUGCCACACCCGUCACAGUAAUGAAACACAGGUGUGUCAGUGGAUAAAAGCAGUGGAGCGAGUGAGCGGAGACAGUUAGAGAGUUAGAGAGCUGUUGUGUUUAUUUCUCCAGGAUGAAGACUCUGAUUAUUCUACAGAUCAUCGCAGCAUUAGCAUCAGUGUGUAUGGCGCAGCAGGAGUGUGUGAGCGGGGCAUGUUAUCCUCCGCUGGGUGAUUUACUGAUAGGCAGAGAGACUGAACUCAGAGCAUCGUCCACAUGUGGUCUCUCCGGCAUCGAGGUGUUCUGUACACCUUUAGGACAGUGGAAGAUGAAGUGCUGUCCAUGUGACUCAAGAACUGCAGCAGGUCAAAACGCACACACAAUCCAGAACGUUCUGAGUGCAGCUGGACCUGAGCGCUGGUGGCAGAGCAAGAAAGAUGUGAGUCCUGUCACUAUAGAGUUGGACCUGAAACAGCUGUUUCACAUCAACAACCUGCUACUGUACUUCAAGGGUCCAAGGCCGGACGCUCUGGUGAUUGAGAGGUCGUCUGAUUUCGGGAGGUCGUGGACUCCGGUGAUCUACAUGGCCACUGACUGUGAAUCCACUUUCCCUCACGUCCUCACAAUGACCUCUGACCUCGACAACCCCCACUGCUACACACUGCCCUCCAACACCAAUAACCCCUUCCAGGACCAGAGGGUGUAUUUUCACCCUCUGCUGCAGUACUCAAAUGUUCCUCUCCCACAUGAGCAGAAGAUCGAGAGGCUGUCAGGUUAUACAGGGCUGCGUGUGAAUCUGACUCAGUUUGGGGCGGUGCCUUACACACCUGGCCGACACCCAUCACGCUUCUAUGCCCUGAAAGAGAUGAAGCUGAUUGGCUCCUGCUUCUGCCAUGGCCACGCUGACCACUGCCUUCCUGACCCCACCUCCAAAGACCUGCCCAACACAGAGGUAUAUGGUGCAUGUGACUGUCAACACAACACAGCAGGUGUGAACUGUGAGAGAUGCGCUGACCUUUACAACGACCUUCCAUGGCAACCAGCAGAAAGAGACAACACACACACCUGCAAACGUUGUGAGUGUAAUAACCACGCCCAGCGUUGCCGCUUUGACCAUGAUCUGUACGAGAUCAGCGGGAGGAGGAGUGGUGGAGUGUGUGAAGAGUGUACACACCACACUACAGGAACACACUGCGAACGCUGCACUGAAAACUAUUACAGGAACCCCUGGAGCAACAUGCAGAGACCUGACGCAUGCUUACGGUGUCAGUGUGACAGUGCGGGGUCAGAGGCCGGGCGUCAGUGUGAUGAGGUGACGGGGGCGUGUCACUGUAAGGAGAACGUGGAAGGAGCACGCUGUGAGCUCUGUAAACCCGGACACUACGGCCUCAGCAGGAACAAUCCACUCGGCUGCUCCAAGUGCUCCUGCAGUCCAGUCGGUUCCCUCCACAGUGUGUGUGACGCUGUGACAGGUCAGUGUGUGUGUGAGCCAAAUGCAGGAGGAAGGUCAUGUGACCGGUGUGCUGAGGGAUUCUGGAACUCCUCAUCAGGAUGUCGGCCAUGUGACUGUGACCUCACGAACUCCAUCGGCAACACCUGUGACCAGGUAACAGGUCAGUGUGAGUGUCGUCCUGGUUUUGGGGGUCGGACCUGCAGCGGCUGUCCAGAAAACACGUAUGGAGACCCACUAACCGGCUGUAGAGCAUGUGUGUGUGACCGUGUGGGCAGCCUUUCUGGGGAGUGUGACCGUCGUACAGGUGUGUGUGUGUGCAAGCCAGGUGUGGUAGGGGACAGGUGUGACAUGUGUGGGCGUGGUCACUGUGCUCAGUUUCCUAACUGCCCCGUCUGUCCAUCCUGCUUCUUCUGGCUUGACGCAGAGCUGCAGAACCUCAUGCUCCGUCUGCAGCGGCUCACACACGCACAGCAUACACUCCGGCGAAUCAUCACUGCCCUGCAGCAGCUCCCUAACGACAAAGACCUGUACGACAACUAUACACACCGUUUAGACCCGCUGCGCUCUGAGUUGGAGAAGGUGGAGGAGGAUUUGAGGCGUACAGGUGUACUUUAUACUCCAGACCUGGAGGUGGAGCUGCACAGACUCCAGGAACAGCUCUCUGACCUUCACCUGAUUUACAACGCCAAGAAAGAAGCAGCAACACACUUCAACAGCUCUAACUAUGCUGGAGUCCUGGAUGCAGUUAAAAAUGCCUUCAACAGAUCCACAGACGCGGUGAAACGUGCAAACGGAGCAGCAGACACUGUGGACAACUCAGCAUCAGUCAGAGAUGAUGCCAUUAAAGGCCUGAAGAACAUACAGCCAAUCAACACGCAAAACCUGCAGACGCUCCUCAAGGACCUGGCAACCCACCCCAACCUCACACCUACAGCCACACAGGUGUGUGGCAGUAGGCGUGUGUUGCCGUGUACCCCACAGCAGUGUGAGGGCGAGCUGUGUCCUGUAGACGAAGCGCCCCCCUGUGUUCAGGGACAGAAGUGCGUGGGCGCGUUACCAUGGAGCCAGAGGGCAGAGAAAGACACGGUGGAGGUGAAAGACAAACUGCAGCAACUUAAUGACAAGAUCACUCAGGCAUACACACAGAUUCAGAAGUCCCAGGACUCGACCAAUCAGGUAAGACUGUCUGCAGAUGAGCUGUCCAAUCAGAUGAAGCGUACUCGUGGUGACAUCGAUGAUGGACUGAAGGACAUUAAAGACUUUGUUAAGAAGCUGAAGGACUUCCUAUCAGACCCGACCUCUGACCCUGCAGCAGUGCAGCGUGUGUGUGAAGGUGUGUUGGGUGUGAAGCUGCCUGAGACGGUCGACGCCCUAAAGAAGAAGCUGAAAGAGAUUCAGAAUGUGGCUGCCUCAUUGCCCGACACCAGCAUGGUCCUAAAAAACGCCAGUUCAAAGCUGCAGGAGGCGGAGCAAUUACUGCAGAAUGCCAAGAACGCCAGGGACACAGCACUGGGUCUCCAGGAGAACAGUGAUAGUGUUCUAGCGUCUCUGAAUGAUGGCGAGAGCGCCCUCGCUGACAUGAAGGAGAAACUGCAGCACAACCUCAACAUCACUGACCAAGUCAGAAACAACAUCCAGAACGUGGAGGACGUUCUGCUUCCCGUGGAGCAUCUAGUGAACAAGGGGUUAGGGUUAGUGGACACACUGCGGCCACUGCUGGACCCUCUGAAGGAGGAAGUGCAGAGAGGAAGGGAACUAGCGGAGGAGGCAGGGGAGAAGGCAGAGGGGGCGGAGCAUGAGGCCAACACUGCAGCACAGGACCUGGAUUUACUGCAGCAGCUGUUGUUGAAGCUGAAGGAGAACACAGACGUAAACAACACCACAGAUUCAGCAGGAAAACGCCUACAGACUCUACAGACUGAGGUCACACACCUGAUUCAGGACACAGCCGACAUCCUGAACCAACUCACAGAUAAGGAGGCAGGGCUACAGAAGUUGGGGGAGGAGUUGAUGGGAAACUCUCAGCGGUUGGAUGGUUUGGAGUCUCGGCUGAAUGAACUGAUCAGUGACAUCAGCACUAAAGUCACUCAUCUCAGCUGGUGUGAGGACUGAACACCUUUUACACUUUUAAUGUAAAUUUUAAAGUUAACGUUAACAGUAUUUUAGUAAUGUUGCACGUGAGCUUUUUGUCUAAUAACAAAUUAAAAGAUGUCACAUUUCACUUCUAAUAAAAAGAAACAGUGUGUUACAGCA
Molecule: messenger RNA, 3972 nt
Organism: Ictalurus furcatus (blue catfish)
Lineage: Eukaryota; Metazoa; Chordata; Actinopteri; Siluriformes; Ictaluridae
Gene: lamb3
Product: laminin subunit beta 3
Exons: 23
Coding region: 400-3831 (1143 amino acids)
Biological process (GO): axon guidance
Cellular component (GO): basement membrane
Source: RefSeq, a predicted model, not a curated record